AUGUACCCAUUUUCUGUGGCAGCUUUAGCGUCAGAACGACAGCAAGUUGCAGUCAAUAGAGUUCCUCCGAGAAAGAAAGAGCCACCCCCAAUUGAAGUUGCUAGUUUCGUAUUCCCAGACAUCAGAGCUAUAUACAAUGCAGACUUAGAAUCCUUCCCUAAAAUUUCAUAUGAUGAAACAAGUAUUCAUGGCUUUGAAAUAUACCUUGUUGAGCAAUGGGCAGCUGAGAGGAAGUAUGGAACAGUAAUUACCUCCUAUACUGGUAACUCGAAGGAUGUAGUGACUGCUAUAAGAGUUAUAUUGCCAAAGAAUGUUGAGCUUUGGCCUAGACGAAUGCAGAUCUAUUAUCAACAGUUGGUGAAGUUUGCAAGGCCAAAGGUAAUUCAUGACAGUACUCUUUUCACUACAGAUCUUUCAUCAUUUCCAUCCACAGUGAACCUCUUACACGUUGAAUGUGGCGAUAUUAGAAAAAUAUGGAGUAAUUUCAAGACAAACUAUGGUUUAAAAAGACUUCGUUGCGGUGGCAGAUCUGCAUUACUGUUGGAUAAGCCAUCAACCGCAGCAGCAGAUAAAUUCGCCCAGUUGUAUAAAAUACCAGUAAAACAUCAGCAUUCAAAAUUUACUAUUGAUAUGGAUUUUACAGACCAGUAUCAGAAUAACCAGGGAUCUGAGAGCGAUGACAUUAAGCCUGAAACUGAUACCCUCGACUUGCACGAUGUUCCUGUAAUUGAAUUAGUCACAUUGGUUCAAACAUCAUUAAGUUAUUUUGCGUUAUUUCCGUUUAUAAAUGAAAGGGAUGGUUUACUGUGUAACUAUACAAAACAGGGCAUAACAUUGUGGUGGGAAAAAUAUGGAAAGUUUUACUUAGGAAUGGAGAGACCUAAAAAUGAGGCAACCAUGGGCCCAACAACAGUUGCAGGUCUGAUCAGUCUUGUUCUAACAUGCUAUUUCAAGUUAAUGGUUGAAGACAGUAUGCCAGCAAAAGAUCCUUUUGAUGAGGACGAUUUCUAUUCAGGUAUUUAUUCUUUCCAAAAAAAGCACAACUUUUCUAACAGUCAUAAAAUGGUAGUUUUAGAUGAACAGACUUUAAGCAAGCUAUUUGAAGUCUCUUCUAGGGCAUCAAACACUGAUAUUUUCAAAUUUAGAAGAGUUUUGAAGUCCACAGUGCAGGAUUUUACCGGUAAAGGUAAUUUCAUGCAACUAUCUAGUGAAAUCCUGACUACUGAUCUAGAGACGUUAAUCCAGAAUAUCCAUGGUGGUACUUUAGCCUUGUUGUGGAAAAGAAAGGAAAAAUCAAGAAAAGAAAUAAGAAAGAUCAGAAAAAGAGGGUUUACGAAAUUUACAUUUCAUCAAGGAGAUCCAGAAGAUCAAUUAAAGCAACAAAAUAUAUAUUUUAAUGCAAAUUCGUCAAAUUCUAAGAGGCCUAUGAGUCUACUUUCUCAAAAUGUUCUGGAAGACGAAAGCGUGUAUGAUAUCCAAGGGUUGAAAUCGCCUUCAGAAUCACUGAAUCAAUUAGAAGACCCAAUUGUGAGUCUUAGGACAAAUGCAUUCUAUAAAAAGGAGUUUUUCAGAAGAAAAUCUUUCUCUUCAAUAGAAAGUGAUGUACUUCCUUCAAAAAGUUUACAUUCACUCCAUCGUUCUAAUUCUAUGUCCGAAAUAUCAGACAGUAUCGAGAUAUGGAACCUGCCUUUUGAUCCUUCUUUAGUGAGGAUUGUAAGAGAUAUCAUACGUAUUAGAAAUCAACUAGCGAAUAAAAGUAUUCCAUUUUGUUCAGACUUCUCGGGAGAGACUGAAUGUCUAACAGAAUUUAAUGAAAAAACCCUUAGAAUGCAGAAAAAGUAUGUCCAAUGCAUUAGGAGUAAUAAUGACUUAAAAUCUAAGCAUGAGAUGUUACAGACAAAGCAGCAUAUAUUGUCUAAAGAAAUGCAGGAACUAAAAUCAUUAGCCUCUCAAUUUAAGUAUAAUAUUCGUAUCUUGCACACAAGAAUGAGAGACGUGGAAGCAAGUGUUGACGGAUUUGAUAGAAAACUAAACAAUAUAAUGAAGAAUAUUGCAAAGCAGGAUUCAGAUAUGAUAACAAAACUUGAUCCAGUAAAUGACAAAGAAACGUUUGACAAAUACGUGAGAACGUUAUUAAAAUCAGAGAAUACAAAGUACGAAGGAUUUUGGGUUAGAACAUUGGGAAAUCAUAUUUUGGGUAGCAAUUGGAAAGAACAAUUGGGAGAGCUGGGUAGCUGGAUCGUGGAGAGUAUUCAUAGUUAG
Kazachstania africana CBS 2517 is the source of this 2262-nucleotide messenger RNA. RefSeq names its product Stb6p (gene STB6). The coding region runs from base 1 to 2262 and encodes 753 amino acids. The transcript has a single exon. The record is from RefSeq and is a predicted model, not a curated record. Gene Ontology annotation, cellular component: Sin3-type complex. Lineage: Eukaryota; Fungi; Ascomycota; Saccharomycetes; Saccharomycetales; Saccharomycetaceae.